AUGGCUGCAAUUGAAAAGACCGAUCACGAUGUCGUGCAUUCGGAAGACAUCGAAACCCACUCACCAACCAACUCCACCGUGGUUGAUGAGACCAAGGCAGAAUACGAGGGUGUGAGAGACGAACGGACAACUCCCAAAGCAUGGCUGUGCAUCUUCUUCCUGGUUAUGACCUUUGGAUCACCAUUCUGGGCAACUCCUACAACGGCUGCGAUGUCUUCCCAGCUACUGACACAGUUGGGCCAAGUUGAACUGUCAGCUUGGGUUGUCCCUUGCAUCACCACCUGCGCCACCAUUAGCAUUCUCAUUUUCGGCGCCAACAGCGAUCUAUUUGGCCGCAGGUACUUCCUACUAUCCGCCAAUCUAGUGACUGCUGUAGGAUACAUCGUGUGCGCGUGCGCUCACAACACGAGCAUGUUGAUCGCCGGACUCAGUCUUAACGGUUUCGGAUCCGGCAUGGCGGGUGUUGCCCUGAUCGCUGUACCGGAACUGAUUCCCAACAAAUACCGGCACAUUGGCGUGGUUCUCGCAGAUGGCUUUGUAUACGUUAUGAUUAUCAUCGGGCCCGUGGUAGGUCGCUAUGCAAUCAUAAGGAGCGACCAUAGGUGGCAAUAUGUCUACUGGGGAGGCUUCGUUUUCACCAUGGUGGCUUUUACUGGGCUGUUCAUAUUUUAUCAGCCACCAAAGCAUCCCCGAGGAGUUCCGUGGAGAGAGGCCGUACGCGGUUUGGACUGGGUUGGAGCCAUUCUCUUCACCAUCGGGGCCAUUCUUGUUCUCGUAGGCAUGGUCUACACAAGCUACAUCCCCGCCACUGACAAGCGGGUCAUUAUCUGCCUCGUUGUUGGAUUUGGCCUCAUCAUUGCUUUCGGACUUUGGGAACGUUUUUCCAGUGUGCGAUUCCCUCUUUGUCCCGAGGAGAUCUUCUCAAGUCACAAAGGUCGCGAAUUUGCGGUGCCGUUCUGCUUAACUUUCAUCAUCGUUGGGUUCUUCUACGGCACGGCAGUCAUAUACCCCACGAUGCUCAACGCCUUCUAUAUCGAUGCAAAUACGUCGAUAUCCACCCAACUGCUACUAACCCUCCCAGCCAACUUGGCACUCCCACUUGGAGCAAUGCUUUUAGUUAUUUUUGGCAGGAAAAUCGGGCACUGGAAAAUCACCAUGAUCGCUUCAACCUUUUCACUAGUCCUCUUUGGCACCCUCCUCGCCAUGAUGACUCCCUACAACAAAGUCACGAUGAUCACCUUCGUGACCCUAAGCCAACUCUCCUACGGCUGGGCAGCUUACCUUUCCGUCACCUACACCCAACUCGGCGUCCCCCAGACCAUGCUGGGCCUUUCGGGUGGUCUGGCAGGAACAGCGCGGUACGCCGGUGGCGCUGUCGCGAGCGCUUGCUACUCCUCCGCGAUAUCGAACGGCAUCGCUAAGAAGGGUGCGGAGCUGAUUCCCAAGGCCGCUCUCGCAGCUGGAAUUCCACAAUCGUCGAUGGCGGCUGUCUCUGCUGCCGCUAGCCUGGGAGCUGCCGCUCUUGAGAAGAUUCCGGGGGUUACGCCUCAGGGCGCCGAAAUGGUUGGGACGGCGUAUAAAUAUGCUGUGGCGUAUGGACUGAGAAAUGCUGCUUUGGCUUCGAUGGCCUUUGGGGUUGUUGGUAUCAUCCUGGCUUGUUUCAAUGAGGAUAUUGGGCCGAAAAUGAAUGAAAAAAUCGAGACCUUCUUGGAGAACGAUGCGUUGGCUGAGAAGAAUAAGUUCCAUUAGCAAAGUUUGCUUUGGUUGCAGUGAGUGGUAUCGUCCUUUCGAGGCAAGAGCCUAUAUUGUUAUCGUGGGGUAAUGUGAUGGGAAAUGUAAGAUGAAUCAAUCACUAUCGCAUCAUACACUACUCCAGAUGCACAAUGUAUCCGUCUCUGUUCGUGCCCAUUAUUCAGCUAAGAGAAU
Messenger RNA from Mytilinidion resinicola, 1926 nucleotides. RefSeq names its product MFS general substrate transporter. The record is from RefSeq and is a predicted model, not a curated record. The transcript is spliced from 7 exons. NCBI's taxonomy places the organism in Eukaryota, Fungi, Ascomycota, Dothideomycetes, Mytilinidiales, Mytilinidiaceae. Gene Ontology annotation, biological process: transmembrane transport. Bases 1 to 1749 code for a protein of 582 amino acids. Gene Ontology annotation, molecular function: transmembrane transporter activity.